Sinocyclocheilus rhinocerous is the source of this 1316-nucleotide messenger RNA. Its product is annotated as gastrula zinc finger protein XlCGF8.2DB-like. The transcript has 2 exons. Bases 132 to 1256 code for a protein of 374 amino acids. Gene Ontology annotation, molecular function: RNA polymerase II cis-regulatory region sequence-specific DNA binding; DNA-binding transcription factor activity. Gene Ontology annotation, biological process: regulation of transcription by RNA polymerase II. Lineage: Eukaryota; Metazoa; Chordata; Actinopteri; Cypriniformes; Cyprinidae. The record is from RefSeq and is a predicted model, not a curated record.
AGAUGGCGGUAAUGCGCUGAAUGGCGUUCAGUCUGACAGUCCACACGAGAGAAGAAGCAGAUGUGUGUCUGUGGAGCUCCAUCUGACUCAAGCUCCUCUCUCUCUGUUGUGUUUUCUGAUCUAGAACAGCUAUGGACGGCGAGGAGGAAAGCAAGCCUAUAGACCUGAUGGAAGUGAAAGAAGAAAGUGAAGAACUGACUGAAGUGCAUCGAUAUCAGGAUCACAAAACACAAGACUCUUUCAUCUGUCCUCAGUGUGGGAAGAGUUUCACACAGAAAGCUCACCUGAAGGAUCACAUACGCAUCCACAUCGGAGCGAGGCCUUUCGGGUGCAUUCAGUGCGGAAAGGAUUUCACACAGAAAACAAACCUGAAGGAGCACAUGAGAAUUCACACCGGAGAGAAACCAUUCGCGUGCCAGCAGUGUGGAAAGAGCUUUACGCAAAAAGGCCAGCUUAAGAAUCACAUCCGAAUUCACACCGGAGAAAAGCCUCACGCGUGCCAAGAGUGCGGACGGAGUUUCACGCAAAAAGGCCAGCUGAGAAACCACAUCAGAACUCACUCUGGCGAACGGCCUUUCAUCUGCUUACAGUGUGGAAAGAGUUUUUUGCACAAAGGAACCCUUAAGGAUCACAUACGGAUCCACACCGGACAACGAUUGUUCAUGUGCCCUCAGUGUGGGAAGAGUUUCACACGUAAAGCCAUCCUGAAGAAUCACCUGCGCAUUCAUUCCGGAGAAAAGCCCUUCAUGUGCCUUCAGUGCGGGAAGAGUUUCACGAAAGCGGCGUAUCUCCGGAUCCAUCAGCACUCGCAUUCCCAAGAACGACCGUUCGACUGCCGUCAGUGUGGGAAAAAAUUCACUUCUGCAUUACAGCUAAAAAGGCACGUGAAAAUCCACGCGGAUGAGAAGUCGUACCCGUGCUGUUUUUGCGGGAAGACUUUUUCCAUGCUGGAAUAUUUGAAGAAGCACGAGAAAAUACACACUGGUGUGAGAGCUCACGUGUGCUCCGAGUGUGGAAAUGUGUUCUCCACGAUCACCUUCUUGAAAGAGCACCAGAGGACUCACACUGGAGAGAAACCGUACGCGUGUGCUCACUGCGGGAGGCGUUUCACUCAUUCCAGCACUUUGAAGAGACACGAGAGAAUGCAUACUGGAGAGAAGCCGUUUCACUGCGCUUUAUGUAUGAGGAGUUUCACGGCAUCUAAUACUCUACUCAGACAUAGAAACAAAUGCUGCCAGAAGCUGCUGUCUCAGUGAGCAGAGAGCAAUUACUAGGGCUCCUGACUGCACCUGUAGUAUUGUUCUGUGACUCACUAG